AUGGACAAUUCGCUUAAGAAAGAUUUGAAGAAAGGUAGGGAUGAUAUCAAAACACAUAUUUGGCAGAAGAUUGUGGAUGCUGGAGUUUUGGAUUUGGGUGAAGAUGUGAAGAUUGAUUUGAAGAGUUUGAGGGAGAAGAUUGAGGGGUUUUCCAAAACCGUGGAAAGCGACCCGCAAAACAAUGUUCUCGUUAAAGACGCUUUGAAAGCUCUUGAGCAAGCUAUGGUAACGCUAGAUGGUACUACUGGGAAGAAUGGUUCAAUUCAGAAGGCGGUGGAAGGUCUUGAAACUAAGUUUAAGAGUGUGAUCAGCGAUCCGCUUAGUAAUGCGGUCGAAAAAGUUUACACGGCGAUUGGGGAGCUUGGCGGGAAGUUUAAUAGCAAGGGUACACUGAAGAGUGUUGAUGGGAUUUUCGAGCAUAUUAAAGAUAAGGUUGGGGAGAUUAAGGGGAAUAAAGGAACUAAACAACGAAAUGGUCAAUGGAUAGGUAACUCAGGCCUGGAGGGGAUUAAGGAGAGAGUGAAGGAUCUUGCUCAGGCUUUCGUAAAGACUGGCUGGAGCGGUUUUGAGCAUCCAUUAGGCGGAUGGUUGGAAGGUAUAAUAGGGAAUGGGAAUGGGACGCCGGGCAGCAAAGACCAUAAGCCCGGCUUGCAAGCUGUGAACUCUUGGCUUCAGCAGUAUAAGGAUGCGAUCAAGAAGGGAGGGAAGCAAGUAAGCGAUUUUACAGAUCAGAUUAAGAACAAGAUUAUGCAACAGACACAAAUCUUACAAGCCAUUACGGAAGCUCAGAAGCAUAUUACACAAGUGCAAAAUGGCCCAAACAUCAUCACGCAGAAUCUUAAGGCAAUUGUAAGCGCUUGCAAUACAUUUGUCGAUGAGCUUGAUAAGCAGAUCACGAAUGGCAAAAUUAAUACCGUUACCGAUCCCAUAGCCGGGGUGAUUAAGGGGUGGGCAAGCGGGCAGAGUCUUCAGAAUUUUAAUCAAGACGCUGAUCUCAAGUCUGCUAUAAAAUACACCCUAGUUUCCCUCUGCGUUGCUGUCAAGACGGUGGCCGACGAACUCAAUUCAUUAGGCAUCGGCAAGUUUGGACAAAUCUUGGACGCUAUAAAGCCGACUGUAGAUGAGCUUCACGGUCAGCUUCAAGGGGCGACUACCUCCAAACCCGGCACCGGCUCCAACCAAAAUGAAAGCCCCGCCGGAGCCGUGGACAGUAUGUUGAGUGAAGUGAGGAAUGAGGAAGAGAUCAAAGAAAGCCUAGAGGUAACGUCAUCCACGAGCUCGCCUAACGUAUCAGCCAUCGUAUCGUAA
This is a messenger RNA of Babesia ovata, 1308 nucleotides long. RefSeq names its product Extracellular matrix-binding ebh, putative. The record is from RefSeq and is a predicted model, not a curated record. NCBI's taxonomy places the organism in Eukaryota, Apicomplexa, Aconoidasida, Piroplasmida, Babesiidae. The coding region runs from base 1 to 1308 and encodes 435 amino acids. The transcript has a single exon.